AUGGAAGGGCCGGCUUGGCGCCAGGGCGGCCGCGGUAGGGGCAGGGGCAGAAGCGGAGCCGGGGGUCUCCCCGCAGGCAACGGGCCCGGCGGCCGGGGAAGGGCAAGAGGAGCGGGAGGCAUUUCAACGGUCUCCGCGUGUAAGAGCACCGUAUUGGGAGCCAAUGAGCUAGCUUCUCAGAAAAAAUUUGAUGAAAUUAAGAAGGCAAAUCAAGCUGCAGCUAAAAAACUUGUUGAAGAUCAGUUUAAUUCCUCAUCUGAAGAUGAUGAUGAAGAGGUUGAAGGAAAACAUGGAAAAAUACUGGCCAAAACAUUUACAACUUAUACUAAUCAAACUGAUGGAGAUGCGAGUGAAUUGGAACGCACAAGGCAAUACAUGAAUGAUGCUUUUCAGUCUGGGGCAAUGACAUGUUUGAUUUGUAUUGCUUCCAUUAAGAGAAACCAAGCUGUCUGGAGCUGCUCUGGAUGUUUCUGCAUAUUUCACAUGCCAUGCAUUCAGAAGUGGGCAAAGGACAGCCUUUUCCUAAUAUCUUCUCCCUUGACAGAUGAUGAUUUUGGAAAAAAGGAUUAUCCAUGGCCAUGUCCAAAAUGCCGGUUUGAGUACAAGCGAUCUGAGACUCCCACUCGCUACUACUGCUACUGUGGAAAGGUGGAGGAUCCGCCGUUGGAUCCUUGGCUGGUACCACAUUCUUGUGGCCAAGUGUGUGAAAGGGAUUUCAAGCCUCCCUGUGGACACAGGUGUCUUCUGCUUUGUCACCCAGGUCCUUGUCCACCUUGUCCAAAGAUGAUCACAAUAACCUGUUACUGUAGGAAGGCUAAGCCUGUGCCACGGAGAUGCAGUACAAAAGAAUGGUCAUGUCAGCUGCCCUGUGGACGGAAACUUCCAUGUGGACAGCACAACUGUGAGAAACCUUGUCAUCCAGGAGACUGUCAACCCUGUCCAAGGGUCAGUAAGCAAAGCUGUAUCUGUGGUAGACAAGUAGCAGAAAGACUUUGUGCAAGUCCUUUAUGGCAGUGUGAUCAGGUUUGUGGCAAAACAUUGCCUUGUGGUUUUCAUGCCUGCGAACAGAUUUGUCAUGGUGGCCGCUGCGGGGAAUGUCCUCGGUCUGGGAAAAGAUCUUGUCCGUGUGGAAAAUCGAAAUUUUCUUUGCCCUGUACGGAAGAUGUGCCUACUUGCGGAGACAGUUGUGACAAGGCUCUUGAAUGUGGGAUUCAUAGAUGUUCGCAGCGCUGCCAUCGAGGUCCCUGUGAAAUCUGUAGACAGGAAGUUGAAAAGCAGUGUCGCUGUGGGAAGCAUACAAAGCAGAUGCCCUGCCAUAAGCCAUACCUCUGUGAAACAAAGUGUACAAAAAUUCGUGACUGUCAAAAACACCAGUGCAAGAGGAAGUGCUGCUCUGGAAAUUGCCCACCCUGUGAUCAAGCCUGUGGACGAACAUUAGGAUGUCGGAAUCACAAGUGUCCUUCUGUCUGCCACAGAGGUAGCUGCUAUCCAUGUCCUGAGACUGUGGAUGUGAAGUGCAAUUGUGGUAAAACUUUUCUCAAAGUACCCUGUGGCAGAGAACGUACCACCAAACCCCCCAGGUGCAAAGAAAUAUGCAGGCGACCACCUACCUGCCAUCAUCCUAGUCGGGAGAAACACAGUUGUCACUUUGGCCCUUGUCCUCCUUGCCGUCAGCCCUGCAAGAAAAUCUUAGAGAAAUGCAGUCAUUUGUGUCCUGCUUUCUGCCAUGAUGAAGCGCUUGUGAAGCAAACAGGCUUGCACCAGCCUGCAGGCCCCUGGGAACAGUCAGCUGAGCCUGCUUUUAUUCAGACAGCAUUGCCUUGCCCUCCGUGUCAAGUCCCUAUUCCGACCCAAUGCCUUGGGAAACAUGAGGUCAGUCCAUUGCCAUGUCAUACUGUGGGACCUUACUCCUGUAAAAGAGUUUGUGGAAGACUGCUUGACUGUCAGAAUCAUACUUGCAUGAAAGAAUGCCAUAAAGUUACUGAAACCGAUAGCAACAGUGAUAUCCGAAAGGCAAGUCAAGAAUGUUCUCAGUGUGAAGAAGAGUGUUCUAAGCCACGACCACCUGGAUGCCCUCACUCGUGCCCUCUGCCUUGCCACCCUGGAGAAUGUCCACCAUGUGCCCAAAUGAUCCGGAUGAAGUGUCACUGCAAACUCAUAAGCCUGUAUAUUGAAUGCAUAAAAAUCACUUUUGCUGACUUAAAAGAAAAAGAUGAGCUGAGUUCCUGCAAAAAUCAAUGCCCCAAAGAGUUAUCCUGCGGUCAUCGAUGUAAAGAGAUUUGUCAUCCAGAUGACUGCCCUCAGAAUUGCAACCAAAAGGUCAAGGUCCGUUGCCCUUGCAAGAGACUCAAAAAGGAGGUGCUGUGCAGUAAGGUUCGGGAAGGCCAGGUUUCGUUAGAAUGUGACACAGUAUGCAAGGAAAUGAAACGGAAAGCUUCUGAGAUAAAAGAGGCAGAGGCCAGAGCUGCUAUCGAAGAGGAAAAACGAAGGCAACAGGCUGAACUGGAGGCUUUCGAGAACAGGUUAAAAGGACGUCGUAAGAACAAGAGAAAAAAGGAUGAAGUUGAAGUUGAACAAUCUCUAUGGCAAAAAUAUAAGAAUAGGAUUGUGCUGCCAGUAUGUGGAGCUGCUGUCAUAAUGGUUGCAUGGUUCAUAGCCUACAAUGACUGAAAUUGUAAUACUCAUUUCAGUUCACCUCAGUAUGAUUAUAGGGUAGCUAACUGCUAAAAUGUGUUAUGGUAUAAAUUAGGAUUUAAUGUAAAAUUGUGUUUUAGUAAUUUCCCCCUGUUUAUUUAGGGGGGAGGGGGACCCAGCCCUAGUCUUUAUACUUUUACCUUCAGAUCAAUUUAAAAUACACUGGACGUAGAUAUGCCAUACCAUCAAUCCUAAGCCAUUGUGUCAGAUUCUUUAAAAUGUCUCAUUGAGUGAGAUAUACCAAAUACUGUUCCUGUGAGCAUCCAUAUUUCAUGUUAUGUGUGAGGAUUUCCACGCAUGGUUUGUGUAGUUAUUUUUAAUGCUGCCGAUCACUUCUUGAUGUGUGGAAUAAAGAAACAGACAAUUUGCUACUCUCACCAUACCCAAAGGAUGCAUGACACUUGAAUCCCACAGGCGUCACUGUACACAAGCCCCCAAUAACUAGAUGCUGUUGCUUUAGCACACACAUACACAUCACAGCACCAUCCUGUGUGCAUAGAACACCCUUGUUUGGUUCAGAGUACUUGCAUCAAAUGCAAAAACAUCAUCUUCGCGAGUUGUGGAUCAGAUUUGUAUCUGAAUAGAGGUCAAUGUUGUAAUGUUUCAUUUAGUUUCAUUAAUGUAGGUCUUGGAGCAUAAAGCUACUCUUGCUGCAUAGCAAUCCUACCUUUCCCAUUAUAAUUCAAGUAUUCUAUACCCCCAAGAUUCAUUUUUGCUAAAGAGCAAAAAACAACAACAACAACGUUAACACUGAUCAUAUGCAAGUAGUCAAUUAUAUCUAUCUAUAUUUUAGUUCAAAAUCUAUUUUUGAUGUCCCCAGCAGAAGAACAUCUUUGAAGUCAUAGGAUUGGAUCCAGAAUUAGGCACAUGUAACUAGUCUGACAGAAGCAGACUUCUUUUUCCUUCCUCCCCACAGCAGUCCCCUCAAAAUGCUACACAAAGGCUCGUGGGACCCUGCUGAAUGUGAUGGGCUAUGGCACAUAAGAAAGGGACGGUCCCCCAAAAUCAGGCCAGGGCACUUCCUGUGUGUGCCAAAAUCUGGAACUAAUCCACACUUUUUCAGGAUUAAUAUUGCAAUCCCUCUUUUAAAAAAAGUAGUUUUCAGGAAGAAAAUGUACUUUAAGUGAAUUAGUAUGUAUGUCUGAUAUGUAAAGUGUCAUUCACAUUUUAGGGAAUCUCAUAUGUACAGGUAGCAAGUUAAUUCUUGAUUUAGGUGUUCAGAUGUGUACAAAAAUACAACAUGCUUGAUUAAACCAAUGCUCUUAUGUAAAGUCCUAUGGUUGUUGAAAUAUCUAGUUAAUCUGUUAGAUAGAUAUUUCUGUUAACAAACUGGCAGCCCUGCCUCAAAGCUUUCAAAAGUGAUUGAUUAAGAUAAUUGCCCAAAUCCUAAACUAUUUUAGUAAUUACUUAUGUAGAGAAUACUGUCACAUCAAAUAAAGGGAGUACAGGUUCAUCUGGCUCUCAUGCUGGUACUUAAAGUGGUAAAUUAAAUAUUAACUGAUGGUCAGUUUCCUAUGUAAACAAUGCCCAUAUAAGAAUUUGCUAAAUCUAAGUCAUGUAUCUUUGGCAAACAUUCCAUGUGAUGUCUCAAAGGAAUGCUUAUAGGAGUACUGAGCAGAUGCUACAGCUAGUCUGAAAUGUUCACAUAUCACCAACGGUGGGUCAGAUCUGAUUAUGAACAUUACAAAGGGCAAAAGUAUAUUUGCAUAGAAUAUAUCCAUUGUUCAGGGUUAUUAGUAUCAGAAGUAUGCUGUGCAAACUAUACAAUUUUCUUGGAGAAAUCAAGGCUUCAAAAUGUUGCAGCUUUUGACUUGCUAUACUCACAAAAGAAUGGAAAUCAUUUUUGUGUUUCCGUUACUUAGAAAAAACCCUUCUGGAGAGAUCUGUCCUGCAGUUUUAUGUUCUUUUAAAACCUUAAUUAGCUCAGUAGUUGACUUCCUAUCCACAUGAAUAAUGGAUAUUUAUAUUACUCUAGGUUGCCAGAUUUCACUCUUAGCUGUGUUAGCAUGGGCCCUUUAUUUUUGUAUCCUUACUAGAAAAAGAGAAUAUUCAUCUGUCAAUGUUAAUCAACUGUGUGAAAACCAAUAGCAGUUUGAGUCUUAUGUUUGUGUACUCUGUGUUUAUGUAGAACUUGGUUUGAAUGUUAAUGAGAUUAGUUAACUUCUUGACACAAAUAACUGGAGAGCUAAAAUGUUUAGGCUACUGCAACUCUCAUAUUAAAAUAUUUGUAUUUCUUCAAUUUGUGUAAAUAAUAUAUCUUUAUUUGGA
Molecule: messenger RNA, 4962 nt
Organism: Elgaria multicarinata webbii
Lineage: Eukaryota; Metazoa; Chordata; Lepidosauria; Squamata; Anguidae
Gene: NFXL1
Product: nuclear transcription factor, X-box binding like 1
Exons: 22
Coding region: 1-2670 (889 amino acids)
Biological process (GO): regulation of DNA-templated transcription
Cellular component (GO): nucleus
Molecular function (GO): DNA-binding transcription factor activity, RNA polymerase II-specific; RNA polymerase II transcription regulatory region sequence-specific DNA binding; zinc ion binding
Source: RefSeq, a predicted model, not a curated record